AUGGUUUCCACCUUGUUCUUCAUCGUUCUCUUGAGACUGACCUGGGCCUGGGGGCCUCUAGGCCGCCAGAGCCAGGGAAAUGGGACAGUGGACAAUAAUGGGCAGUGUACCUGUGAGGCCUUCCUCCCGGGCAGCACAUUCCCAAUGGGUGAGUUGGUCCUGGUGGAGGAGACUGCAGUGGAGAUCCAACACAAGCUGGAGCUGGAGAUAAGCAAGAUCUUAACAUAUGAGAGCAAGCUGACAAUCUACGUUGAGAAGAUUGUAAACCUGACAGUGCGGAUUGGGCUGAUGGAGAAGGACCCAGACUCCUUCAACGAGCUGCACUUUCAGGAAGUAAAGACUGAAAUCAAACAGGUGGAGGCCCUCAUUAUAGAGCUGCGGGCAUCUAUCCAAACCUCCUCAUCCACACUGAAGGUCCUACGUCAAGAGAUCUCCUCCAUGACUGUGGUGCUGACACGGCUGGAGAGCUAUGACAGUAACCGCGUGCUGGCGACGCGGCGCGAGUACAUCAAGCUGCAGCAGAAGCUCGAAGAAUGCGAAAGGAGACACAACGAGAUCUUCAAUCCCAACAUCGGGUCCUGCAAGCAUGGAGGUAUCUCCAGGAUCAGCAAGCCCAUCAUCAGCCAGCUGAAUGCUCACAUCAGCAACAGCUACAUAUACGGUGGCUGGGGGAAAGACUCUAAGCCUCUGCCUGGCUUUGAGUCAAUGUACUGGUACUCAGGACAGACAAGCACUGUAAUGACUCACAUUAACCUGUACUCUGACUACCACCGACUAAUCCUAAGGAGUGCAUUUAAAUCCCAUUCUUAUAAAGAUUAUCCUAAUAAUGGUUUUCGAGGUAGUGGCAAUAAUUACAUUGUGUAUGCAAACUACUUUUAUUACCAGUGCUACAACACAGCCAGCAUGUGCAGGCUAAAUUUGACCUCUCUGACCCAUGAGGCCAGAGCGCUGCCUCAGGCCAGCCUCCGGUUCUCAUACAGAUACUCUCCAGAUCAGAACUUUGACUUUGCAGCUGAUGAGAGCGGCCUGUGGGUGACAUACGGCACAGAAAGCUCCAAAGGCAACAUGGUCAUUGCCAAAAUAGAUGUAGAUGCGUUUGGGGUGGAGCAGGUGUGGGAGACCAGCGUGUUCAGACGGUCAGUGGGCAACGCCUUCAUGGUGUGCGGAGUUCUGUACGCCACCCGUUCAGUCGACAUUCACACAGAGGAGAUCUUCUACUCCUUUGACACCCGCUCAGGCCAGGAGAGAUACCUCAGCAUUCCCUUUGAGAAGUUCCAGGAGAACUAUGUCAACCUGGACUACAACCCCACCGACCAAAAGCUCUACAUGUACAACAAUGGCUACUAUGUGUCCUACCAUGUGUGGUUUAAUCAGACAACAGCUAAUACACCACAACUCCUGAUUUGA
This is a messenger RNA of Megalops cyprinoides (Indo-Pacific tarpon), 1407 nucleotides long. RefSeq names its product olfactomedin-4. Gene Ontology annotation, biological process: signal transduction. The record is from RefSeq and is a predicted model, not a curated record. The transcript has 5 exons. NCBI's taxonomy places the organism in Eukaryota, Metazoa, Chordata, Actinopteri, Elopiformes, Megalopidae. The coding region runs from base 1 to 1407 and encodes 468 amino acids.